Alligator sinensis (Chinese alligator) is the source of this 3351-nucleotide messenger RNA. It is a transcript of the gene MYO1A, whose product is annotated as myosin IA. NCBI's taxonomy places the organism in Eukaryota, Metazoa, Chordata, Crocodylia, Alligatoridae. Gene Ontology annotation, molecular function: ATP binding; microfilament motor activity; actin filament binding. Gene Ontology annotation, cellular component: cytoplasm; brush border; vesicle. Gene Ontology annotation, biological process: sensory perception of sound; actin filament organization; vesicle transport along actin filament. The record is from RefSeq and is a predicted model, not a curated record.
CCCAGCCAGGUCCCUGCCUCCCCCAAGCCGCUCUCUUGCUGCCAUCGAUCUGCUCGCCCAGGGCAGGGACCAGGGCCGGGGCCAUGGAGGCAGACCCGCCGAUGCUGGCCACGGUGGGAGUGGGUGACCUGGUGCUGCUGGACCCCCUGAGCGAGGAGUCGCUGCUCAGCAACCUCCGGGAGCGCUUCCUGCACAAGGAGAUCUACACCUACAUUGGCAAUGUGGUGAUCUCAGUGAACCCGUACUGCCUGCUGCCCAUCUACUCGGCAGAGAUGGUGGAGCAAUACUGCAAUGGCAAUUUCUACGCCUUGAAGCCACACAUCUACGCCAUUGCUGAAGAUGCCUAUAGCUCUCUCCGGGACCGGGACAGGGACCAGUGCAUCCUCAUCACCGGCGAGAGCGGUGCUGGCAAGACUGAGGCCAGCAAGCUGGUGAUGUCCUACGUGGCAGCCGUGUGCAGCAAAGGCGCCGAGGUGACCAAGGUGAAGGAGCAGCUGCUGCAGUCCAACCCCGUGCUGGAGGCUUUCGGGAAUGCCAAGACCAUCCGGAACAACAACUCCUCCCGCUUUGGCAAGUACAUGGAUGUGGAGUUCGACUUCAAGGGCAUGCCCCUGGGAGGCCUCAUAAGCAACUAUCUUCUGGAGAAGUCCCGUGUCGUGCGGCACGUCAAGAACGAGAGGAACUUCCACAUCUUCUACCAGCUUCUGGCCGGAGCGUCCGACCCGCUGCUGAAGCGGCUGAAGCUGCAGCGUGACUGCCGGCACCAUGGCUACCUGGGUGACGAGGACCCACGCUUGCCGGGCAUGGACGAUGCCACCAACUUCCAGGCCGUGCAGGCUGCCAUGCGAACCAUUGGCUUCUCAGAGGCGGAGGUGACGCAGCUGCUGGAGGUGACAGCCGUGGUGCUCAAGCUGGGCGACCUGCAGCUCAGCAGCCAGUUCCAGGCCAGCGGCAUGGAGGCCUGUGGCAUCCAGGACAUGCAAGUGCUGCGGGACAUCUGCGAGCUCAUCGGGCUCCGGGAGAGCGUCCUGGAGCAGGCUCUGUGCUCCCGCACCGUGGAGGCCAAGCAGGAGAAGGUGGUGACGGCCCUCAGCAUUGCCCAGGGCUACUUCGGGCGGGACGCGCUGGCCAAGAACAUCUACAGCCGCCUCUUUGACUGGCUGGUGACCCGCAUCAACGAGAGCAUCCAGGUGACCACGGGCGAGCGGCGGAAGGUGAUGGGUGUCCUGGAUAUUUACGGCUUUGAGAUUGUCAAGGACAACAGCUUUGAGCAGUUCAUCAUCAAUUACUGCAACGAGAAGCUGCAGCAGAUCUUCAUCCUCAUGACCCUGAAGGAGGAGCAGGAGGAAUACUUCCGGGAGGGCAUCGCAUGGACCCCAGUGACCUUCUUUGACAACGGCAUCAUCUGUGACCUGAUCGAGAGUGGCAAGGGCGGGAUCCUGGCGCUGCUGGAUGAGGAGUGCUUGCGCCCGGGCACCGUGAGCCCUGCCACCUUCCUGGCCAAGCUGGACCAGGCCUUCGGCAACCACAAGCACUACGAGAGCCGGAAGAGCCAGAGUGACCGGCGCAUCACCGACACCAGCCUGCCCAGCACCUGCUUCCGCGUGCACCACUACGCUGGCAAGGUGACCUACAAUGCCACGGGCUUCAUUGAGAAGAACAUGGACCAGCUGUACCGGGGGCUGGCACAGGCCAUGUGGCAGGCCAAGCACACUUUGCUGUGCAGCCUCUUCCCUGACGGCGACCCCAAGAAGGCAUCACUUAAGAUGCCCCCCACAGCCGGCUUCCAGUUCAAGGCCUCCAUCAGCAUCCUCAUGAAGAACCUGUACUCCAAGAACCCCAACUACAUCAGGUGCAUCAAGCCCAAUGAGAGCCAGGCGCCGGGGCGGUUCACGGAUGAGCUGGUGCGCAACCAGGUGCGGUACCUGGGGCUGCUGGAGAACGUGCGGGUGCGGCGGGGGGGGCUCAGCACCCACACCUGGCCCCGCUGGGCCGGCACUGCCAGGGACGGGGUCCAGGCACUGUUCUCUGACCUGGACAUCCUGCCUGAGGAGCUGGCCUAUGGGCACACCAAGGUCUUCAUCCGCACGCCACGCACCCUAUUCGACCUGGAGGAGCGGCGCCGGCGCCGGGUGGAGGAGCUGGCCACGCUGAUCCAAAAGACCUACCGGGGCUGGCGGUGCCGUACCCAGUACCAGCUCAUGCGCAAGAGCCAGAUCCUCAUCUCAGCCUGGUUCCGGGGCCACAUGCAAAAGAAGAGGUACCAGCACAUGAAGAGGGCGGUACUGCUCAUCCAGGCCUGUGCCCGUGGCUGGAAGUCCCGCCGGCUCUUGCGGGAGCUGAAGCACCAGAAGCGUUGCCGCCAGGCCGCGGCCAUCAUUUCUGCUUACUGGAAAGGGUACAAGACGCGGAAGGAGUACACAAAAUACUUCCGCUCUGGGGCCAUGGCCCGUCUGGCCAACUUCAUCUACCGGCGGCUGCUGCAAAAGUUUUUGCUGGGGCUGAAGAACAACCUGCCCCCGCUGACUGUGAGCGACCGGAGCUGGCCACCAGCCCCCUACCGCUUCCUGGCCAAUGCCAAUGAGGAGCUGAAGACCAUCUUCUACCACUGGAAGUGUAAGAAGUACCGGGACCAGCUGAGCCUGGAGAAGCGGGCAGCGCUGCAGACCAAGCUGUGUGCCAGCGAGCUCUUCAAGGGCAAGAAGACGCGGUACGGCCCCAGUGUCCCGGAGCCGUUCGAGGGUGACUACGUGGGGCUGCAGAAGAACCCCAAGUACCAGAAGCUGCAAGCUGCGGCCCGGGGCAAGCUGGUGCUGGCUGACACUGUGAGGAAAGUGAACCAGGCCAACGGCAAGAUGACACCCCAGCUCCUGCUGCUCACCAAGGAGCACGUGAUCCUCGCGGACCCUAAGGCCACCCAGCCCAAGGUUGUCAUCAGCCUGAGCGACAUCCAAGCCACCUCCGUCACCCGCUUCUCCGACGGGCUGCUCGUGCUACACCUCAAGGAGCAGACGGGCAUGGGGGGGACCAAGGGCGAUGUCCUGCUGGUCAGCGACCACGUCAUCGAGGUCGUCACCCGUCUGCACCAGGCCCUGCUGGAGACCACGCGGCAGGCGCUCAACCUCCAGAUUGCCGACCAGUUCUCCACGCAGUUCAAGAAGAGCAGCAUUGCAGUGACGGUGGUGCAGGGGCCGAAGGGGCGCCUGGGGCCUGUCUGCAAAAAGAAGGGCAAGAAGAUGGAGGUGCUGGUCUGCUGAGGGGCUGUGGCCGUGGGCAUGGAGAACCCAGCCAUUGCUUGAACCUGGUCCCUGGUAUUGUGGUGAUUUAACAUUAAAGCCUGGAGAGCCCCCA